Molecule: messenger RNA, 2536 nt
Organism: Thermothielavioides terrestris NRRL 8126
Lineage: Eukaryota; Fungi; Ascomycota; Sordariomycetes; Sordariales; Chaetomiaceae
Exons: 3
Coding region: 222-2294 (690 amino acids)
Cellular component (GO): membrane
Molecular function (GO): sucrose:proton symporter activity
Source: RefSeq, a predicted model, not a curated record
CCACCGUUCCGGUUUCGCGGAGCGCCCAGUGCCGAGCUCAGGCCCACCUCGCCUGCUUGCGACACACGACCACUUGGCCGAGUGCGACCGAAGCCAGCGCCCGGCGUUGCACAAUCGAAAGUACACGGGCUCGAUAGGCUCUUGUGGAACGGGUAGUUGAGCACGACGUCGAGUCGAGUUCGGCAACAGAACAGCCGCUGCUGCUGUUUCCUCUGCCUCGCAUGACGUCGUCAGUCGCGACACCUGCUGAUCCGGCCCGCCCGCCGACAGACAACGGGGACCACGCCCCCCUGCCAAGCAGCUCAACGAGAAAAUCGACCGAAGAAGCGACGCCCGGCUCCCAAAACGGACCGGCCGGACACCAAGAGCGGCAGCAGCAAUUUCAAGAUGGGCUAGAUGAGCAGUCACCGCUGUUGUCUCCGAGCACCAGCUCGGGGGAGGAUGAUGCCCUGGUGGGCGACCAGCCCGCUGCCGGGGGCGGGGGAGACGACGAGCACCAGAAGACCAAGAGCAUCUGGUACCUCAUCCUCCUGACCAUAAGCAUCGGGGGCCUGCAGAUCGCCUGGUCCGUCGAGAUGUCCAACGGCUCGCCGUAUCUGCUGUCGCUGGGCCUCAGCAAAUCGCUGAUGGCCCUGGUCUGGAUUGCCGGGCCGCUGUCGGGCACCCUGGUGCAGCCGUACGUCGGCAUGCUGAGCGACAACUGCCGCAUCCGCUGGGGCAAGCGCAAGCCGUUCAUGCUCGGCGGCGCCGCUGCUACCAUUGUCUCCCUCAUGUUCCUCGCUUGGACGAAGGAGAUCGUUGGCGGCUUCCUCGGCUUGUUCGGGGCUGCCCCGGACUCGGAUUUUGUGAAGGUCUCAGUCAUCGUCACUGCCGUCCUCUUUGUCUAUGUCCUCGACUUCGCUAUCAACACGGUGCAGGCGGCGAUUCGUGCCUUCAUCGUCGAUUGCGCACCCACGCAUCAACAAGAGAGUGCAAAUUCCAUGGCUAGUCGCUUCGUCGGCCUGGGGAACAUCGCCGGCUAUCUGGCCGGCUAUCUGAACCUACCUUCAUAUCUCUGGUUCUUCGGCGAUACGCAGUUCAAAGACCUCUGCGUCAUCGCCAGCAUUGCUCUCGGCGGCACGAUUCUCCUGACCUGCCUCCUGAUUCGCGAGAGGGACCCCCGACUGGAUGGUCCGCCAGCCAAGGACAAGCCCGGCAUCUUGGCCUUCUUCCGGAAAAUCUUCACCUCGAUCCAGCGGCUCCCGCCCCAGACCAAGAAGGUCUGCCAGGUCCAGUUCUGCGCUUGGAUCGGCUUCUUCCCCAUGCUUUUCUACACGUCGGCCUACAUCGGAGAGAUCUACGCCGAGCCGUACCUCGAGCAGAACCCCAAUAUGACGCCGGAAGAGCUUGACCGGCUCUACGAGAAUGCCACCCGAGAAGGGACUUUUGCCUUGCUCAUCUUCGCCAUCAUAAGCCUGGCCACCAACGUAUUCCUUCCGUUCUUCAUCGAGCCGACCUACGAGACCCAGCCUAACGUCACGGCCGACGCGCCCGGAGAAGCACCCGCCUUGCUCAAGGACUACGGCGACGAGAAGAAGUCCUGGCUGGAUUACCUGAUCAUCCCGGGCUUCACUCUUCGCCGCGCCUGGAUGUUCUCGCAGAUACUCUUCACGUGCAGCAUGCUCUGCACCGUGUUCGUGCGCUCCGUCACUGCUGCCACGGUGCUGAUCGGCCUGGUGGGCAUCACGUGGGCGCUGACGCUCUGGGCGCCUUGGGCCAUCAUUAGCGCCGAGAUCUCGCACCGCGACGAGCUUCGCCGCGCCCGGUACGCCGAGCGCAACCUCUCCCCCAGCGGCCGCGGUGCCGUCACGUCGCUGGACGGCUACUCGUCCGAUGAGAACCGCGACAGGGACCUCAACGACGACAAGGAGGAGGAAGCAGCCGACCAGGCCGGCGUCAUCCUGGGCAUCCACAACAUGGCCAUCGCCGCGCCGCAGAUCAUCGCCACCGUCGUCAGCAGCAUCAUCUUCCGCGUCUUCCAGAAGCCGCGCGGCGUGCCGGGCGACCACAGCAUCGCCAUCGUGCUGGCCCUCGGCGGCAUCACCGUGCUCAUCUCGGCCUUCUUCAUCCACCGCAUCCGCGACGACCCCGGCCUGCCGGUGGACGUCAUGUGCGCCGUCGAGGACGGCGAGCCGAGCAGCAGCCGGCCCAGCACCGCGCACAGCCGGUCGCGGUCGCAUGAGCAGUUGCCGCGCGCGAGUCUGGAGAGGGCGGCCCUGGUGAGGAAUAAGAGUUUUGGGGGCAUGGAGUAUUGAGGAUGGGGGAAGAGGGAGCGAGAAGAUGUGGUUUUUUGUCGCUUUUGUUCUCCAACAUAUUUAGGUAGUCUGCUUGCCUGCUUGAGGAGUUGAGUGCGCAGGUGGCUGCGGCUGGUAUACUUGGCGUCAAUCUUGGAAAGAGGGGGGCCCGGGGGGAGGUGAGGCUUUGGAUUUGGCCCGGGCGUUGGAUGGCGCGGCAUACGGAAUCUCCUUACCGGGCUCGGGUGCAUUGCUUGAGGAGU